UGCUACCUGAGGACGAGGGAGACGAGCCCCCAGCCACUUGGUGUCAACUUUGAAGCGGGUCUCUUCGUCCGGAGCAGCCGGUGGAUGUUGCGCCAUGGACAUAAAGAGCAUAUUCCGAGCCGUCCUGCUGUUGUUAUGGAUUUUUCAAGGUGACACGCAGAGGGUGGAGAUGCCCAGAGGAGAGAUGGAGGUGAUCAAAGGACAGAUGGUAGUGUUGCAAGCCUGGUACAGCCCCAAUUCAGACAUUGCCAGAAACUCUGUCACUUGGCUCUUCAUGGGAAAUGAAUCCAAGCAGGUGAUCAACUUUAACUCAGGUAAGGUUGGGCAUGGGCAGAACGAGUUCACCAACAGGGUCGGCUUCAGUGCGGCCAUGCCCUCCGCCAACCUCUCCAUCUACAUCAACAACACCCAAGAAUCUGACUCUGGACGCUACAUCUGCAGUGUCAUCUUCUCCGGAGGCACAUCGCCCCAUCCCGGGGAGAUGCGCCUUAAUGUCAAAGUCCCUCCCUCCCCUCCAGUAUGUACAGUGACUGGGAACCCAGUGCUGAAGGGCAACGUGACGCUGGGCUGCCAGUCAAGCCACGGCAAGCCGGCACCUCAGUAUAAGUGGACCAAGGCCGCUCCCACAUCCGAGGUCUUCUUCUCGCCAAUGCAAAAGUGGAGAGCCUGCCCUCAGCCCUUGCUUGUCCUUGGGUUCAUGGACGAGAGACAAGGCACCCUCAGGCUGAGCAACCUCACUAAGAGCAUGUCAGGGAAGUACGUCUGCCGAGCCAGUAACACAGCCGGCUCCGACAGCUGCUCCAUUAACCUGGAGGUCAUCACCUCUGCCAACACGGGCGUGAUCGCAGCAGCUACACUGGGCUCCAUCGUGGGGCUGGUGGCCAUGGUGCUCUUCCUGAUUUUCAUCCUGAGAAGGAGGCGGGACACCGAGGAGGAGAUAGCCAAUGAGAUCAAGGAAGAUGCUCAGGCGCCCAAGCGAGUGUCCUGGGCGAAGAGUAACACCGGCUCAGACAUCGUGUCAAAGAACGGCACGCUGUCCUCUAUAGCCACCAGUCCUCGGCCGCGAGACACCCACCAGCCCAACUUCCACUACCCCUACUCCCCCACAUCCGCCUCCGACACAGGCUCCGUGAUCAACGCCUACCAGCUGCGCCCCGGAGAGGCCAACACCUUACAGGGACUCCCGGGGUACAACGUCGGCGGCACCCCCUCACGCAAGCUGAAGCGGCCCCCCAGCGCGAACGGGGCCCCUCCGCAGGUCCUCCGGAGCCCGGUGACCAACAUCCCCAGCAGGACUGACGGGGCGCAGCCUCAGGUGCCGCCCCCACUCACUGUGUCCCCGCGAAUCAGCUCCUCAUCCCUGACCCGCAUGGGAGCUGUGGCUGUCAUGGUGCCCGCUCAGAGCCAGGCCGGCUCCCUGGUGUAG
Myripristis murdjan (pinecone soldierfish) is the source of this 1426-nucleotide messenger RNA. RefSeq names its product endothelial cell adhesion molecule b (gene esamb). Gene Ontology annotation, cellular component: adherens junction; plasma membrane. Gene Ontology annotation, molecular function: cell-cell adhesion mediator activity. The record is from RefSeq and is a predicted model, not a curated record. The coding region runs from base 95 to 1426 and encodes 443 amino acids. Gene Ontology annotation, biological process: homophilic cell-cell adhesion. Lineage: Eukaryota; Metazoa; Chordata; Actinopteri; Holocentriformes; Holocentridae. The transcript has 8 exons.